Dendrobium catenatum is the source of this 960-nucleotide messenger RNA. RefSeq names its product glycosyltransferase BC10. The record is from RefSeq and is a predicted model, not a curated record. Gene Ontology annotation, cellular component: membrane. Lineage: Eukaryota; Viridiplantae; Streptophyta; Magnoliopsida; Asparagales; Orchidaceae. Gene Ontology annotation, molecular function: glycosyltransferase activity.
UUUUUUUUUCAAAAUUUUAACUGUUUCUUUAUGCUUAACUCUGUCUCUUUGUACUUGAACUCUGUCUCUUUCUACUUGGUUCAUCCAAGUGGACUCUUCGUUUAGCUCAUAACGCUCGCCAUCCUACGAAGAUUCCCAAUUCCCGAUUCACUCUUUCACUUGGAAGCCAUUCGUCGAAGAUUUUCUGCUCGAUUCGACGCAGAGAGUUGAUCAUUCAUUGAAUCAUUGAUAUUCGGUUUGCCUUUCAGUUCUAGCCUACGAUUUUCAUAUUUUAUUUCCUAUUUCUCCACAACUUUCUCCUUGCGGACUUUUUGGGGUGCGAGGAGCCCGCUCUUUUCAACUUAAAGAAGAGGUUUUUGUUUCCGUCCACCUUACGCCUCGAGGUACAAAGACUGUGGCAAACCCGGACCUCAAAAAUCCACCUUGGGCCUUCUCUUGAUUGCUCCGAGAUGUUGCCUAGAAUUUUCCAGGCCGAGGAUGGCAAGGAUUUCUUUUUUAAGUUGCAAUCCAGAUUUUUUAUUUCAAGUCUCAUGAAGUGCUUUCUUCCAUUUGUGCUUCUGGCUUCUGGUGCUUUGUUCUUUGGUUCUCGGUACUUCGAUUCUCCCCAAAUAGCUAUCCAGCCGUCGAGCUCCUUGUUUCUUCCAUGUGUAAACAAGGAGCCGAGUGUUCUUGACCGCUGGGUUAAGCCGCCUUCAAGCUUGAUGCAUAAUAUGAGUGACGAGGAGCUUUUCUGGGCUGCGAGCUUUGUUCCCCAAGUGAAGAAGUAUCCAUUUCAUAGAGUCCCGAAGGUAGCUUUCAUGUUCUUGACGACGGGACCUUUGCCUCUGUCCCCACUCUGGGAGAAGUUCUUCAAAGGCAACGAAGGUCUUUAUUCUAUCUAUGUUCAUUCUCUGCCAAGCUACAAAGCCAAUUUCCCACCUGAAUCUGUGUUCUACAAAAGGCAAAUUCCUAGCCAGGUAA